AGAUAUCGAUGAAUGCAAAAGUAAUGUGUGCCCGGAGCACUCGGUUUGCAAAAACACCGAUGGAAGUUAUAUAUGCACCUGUGAGCUAGGCUAUGUAAUGACAAAGGGUAGCUGUCAAGACGUGGAUGAAUGUAUCAGCGAUCUCCACAGCUGUCCUGUAACAUCAACUUGUAUGAACACAAAAGGGUCGUACCAUUGUAGGUGUUAUAAUGGUUACUUCCAAUCAGGACCUCAAUCUUGUACAGAGAGCAGUAUUUAUAAUCUUGACAUGAGAGUACAGAAAGUGAAUGGAAGUGAAGCUGUGUAUUCAAUCUUAUUGAAUGACUCCAGCACAUAUGAAUUCAAAACAAUGGCAGGAAAUCUCGCUCAAGUAACUGAUCAUAUUAUACUAGACUCGAUGAUUCAUCAAGGUUAUCUGGGAACAUCAUUUUAUAUGUUUGAACCAGGAAGCAUUGUAUCCCAUGGCAAUUUGUAUUAUGAACCAGAAGUCAUAUUAUCAUCUACUGAAACUGAACUAUUUGCCGCCAAUUCCACCUCAGCUUAUCAACAAUAUUCAAUUGAGUUAUCUGAACUAAAUUUGACAGAUGUAGAUGAAUGUUUGAACACGGAUUUAAAUGACUGCUCCGAAUAUGCAAAUUGUUCAAACACACCUGGAAAAUAUAAUUGCACCUGCUUCUCCCAAUAUCUGGAUAUUUCUCAAGAUGCUGAUAAACCAGGAAGAAUUUGUGCUGCUAUAAGUGACCAACAUAAAGAUCCUAUCCUUGGUCUAGUAGUGGAAACAGAUAGAACUCAUUACAUAGUAUCAGAGUCUGCAAAUGUCACUGUUCGAUUGUCACGUGGUUCCCAUGUGACAUACAAUAUUUCUUACGGAGAUGGCUCAACAGAGCGACGUGCCUAUAGUGACAUAUUGUCUUUUCUAUCAGCACCUGUUUUUACUCAUAAAUAUACUGAUUCUGGAAUGUACAAUUUAACUGUGUUGGCAGUCAACGAUAUAAGUCAUGAAGUACAGUCAGUAAUGAUCGCAGUCGUUGAUGAUAUAAAAAAUUUGAAUUUGAAGCACACGUCAACAAAUGCUUCAUAUGAUGGGCAAAAGAGGUUUGAACUUCGAACACCAAAAACCUUGCGAAAUAUAAAAGUAGCUUGGGACUUUGGAAAUGGAUUUGAACAACAGAAGCCGAUGUCGGUUUUUUCUUCUUCGCUUCCUUUGGCAGUGGAUCAUUACUAUAGCGUUGGAAACAAAUUUGUAAGAGUUAAUAUAUCGAAUGAAAGAACUAACCAAGUGAUAGAAGAAAAAUUUUACAUUGAGGAGAAAAUCUCCGGUUUAGAAGUUACCUGUAGUUCGUACAUCACGGAACCAUUGAACACUCUAUAUUUAAAAGUAAGUUUUCAAACAGGAUCAAAUGUGACUGUGUACAUAAGUUAUGGAGACGGAAAUAAAUUACAAUCAGUUCUCAGUAACAAAUUGAGAGGCGAAUUUACAAAUUAUUACCCCUUUGUAUAUUCGAAUAUUGGAAAAUACAAUGUUUCAGUGAGGAUCGUGAAUACCUAUUCAGAUGUGAAUAUUACCUCCCCUUACAUUCAUGUAGAAACUCCUAUAAAUAAUCUUCUUCUGUCGACCGGAAGUGUUGUAGCCUUACCACCUGGAGAAGUUAAACUUUUGUUAUCUUUUACCGGAAGUGAGCUGGAACCGUGCUGUAUGAAUUGUAGCACUUACAUAAAGGGCGUUUUUCAGCAGAUGGAUGAAAUAGCUCUUAUUAAUAAAGAUAAACCAACAGAAUUUUUAGUUGUUUGGCAAAAUAACAGCGAUGUUGGCACAGCAGAUAUAGAGAUGCUUUGUAAAAAUAAGUUAGGGAACCAGACUUUCAACACUUGGACAACUUUCCAGAGAAAGAUUGAACAGGUUUAUAUAAGUACAAGUCAAACUUCGAUUAGUGUCGGUGGAAGCAUAACUGUUAAAUUUGACAUCGGGGUAGGAUCUCACAUUCAGUAUCAAUACGACUUAGGAAAUGGUAUUCGGGACAGUGUAAAUCUUCCCAACAGCGUCGUUUCAAACCAUUCGGUAAGUGUGACUUCCAGCUAUCAACAAAUGGGUGUUUAUGAAAUAAAAUUCAACGUCAGCAACCUUGUAUCCUCCGUUAUAAAAAGUGUGAAAGUAAAGGUCUUGGAGGAAAUAAAAGGCUUGAAACUGUCCCGAUAUUAUAAAGUUUCGGAUUUGACAGAAACCACGCAUCAUGGACAUGGCUCAGACGGUGACAUCUUUCCUCUGGAGCGUCCGGUUAUUUUCGAAGCCGUAGUUAGUAGUGGAAACGAAAUCAUUUACACUUGGAAAUUUGGAUCGGAAAACGGAUACGUAACCAGUGAUGCCAAAGUGAUGUACAAAUUUCAGUAUGUGGGGUCUCACCUGAUAUCUGUAAACGUUAGCAAUGGUUUGUAUUUUGAAUAUAAAGAAUUCAGUAUUACUCUUGAAGAAAUUGUGAAUCCAUAUUCAUUGAAAAACAACGGUCCAAAGAUGGCAUUUGAUCUGAUGACAUUUACCUUAAAGCUGUCAAACCCGGGAACAAACCCUUGCUAUCUUUGGUUUAUGGGGGAUUUUUCAACCAUAAUCAUUUAUGGCGAGAAUGUAUGUAGGGAAAAAGCUCAAUUAAAUAACUAUGAAUACAGAGCAUGGAAUGUCUCCAACGAAAUACGCCAUCAGCACAUGUACAAAACAAAUGGAACUUUCAAUGUGAAGGUCACAGGUUUUAACGUUGUAUCCAGUCAGAGUAUCAGUAAUAUAGGAGUAAUCACAGGUGUCAAUUGUUAUUACCCUGUUGUUCAUAUCAUCGGUGGUGGACAAAGAAUAGACGAACCUGUCGCCAUGUACAGAUCAGAAUGGAUCAAUUUAGAGAGUUCCGCAGAGAUAAACUGUCCUGCUACUAGCGGUCCUGAAUAUCACUGGAAAAUAUUUAAAAUACAACAGGGUAAUACAUAUCUGAAUAGAGUGUUUAGUUCAUAUGAUGUAAAUGUCACUUCCACAGAUCAUUUCAAAAUAUUAUUUCCACCAAUAACAUUUACACCGGGUCUUUACCGAAUUAGCUUAAAUGUUUCCAUGAUUGGGAUCCCGGGCAUGUUUUCUGAACAUUACACAUAUCUGAACAUUACAAAAACUCCACUGGUCGUACGAAUUUCUGGUGGAACAGCAAGAAACAUUGGAUAUGACUCAAAUUUGACACUUAAUGCACAUGAAAUGACUUACGAUCCAGAUUCUCCAGCUACUUCAAAUUUCACCUUUGAAUGGAGAUGUCGAAAAGAAAACGAGGUUUUCCCUUCGGUGAUAGAUUACGUGACCAUUCCAACUAGAGACGAGGAUUUGAAUCAAACGAGACUUAGUGGAUGUUUUGGUACAGGCAUAGGGAAACUCCCUAUUUCAUCUGGGAUAAUCAAAGUAUCGACAUUGUUCCUUGAUCCUCAUUCAAAAAAUGUUUUUGAGGUCUAUGUUAGGAAAGACACUCGGGAAGGCACCUUUCAACAGACGGUCGAAGUUACUGAAGGAGAAGCUCCACUUAUUCAGAUUUUAUGUGUGGAAAACUGUAAUUCCAAAAUGAAUCCUUCAAGUCAAUUCAGUGUCCAAGGGAAGUGUUUAUCGUGUAAUUUGUACGAAAAAGUUGAAUAUGAUUGGUCUUUAUUGGUUGAAGAGUCUGGAGAGUUUCAAGAUGUUAAUGAAUUGGACUCGCUCUUGGUUACAGAUACAAAGUCGUCUGUUCUUGUAUUCAAAUCGUCCACUCUAACUGGAGGGAGGACAUAUCGACUUCGAUUAUCAGCGAGUGUCUAUGGAUAUUCUAAGAGUUUCACUGAAUAUGAAUUUAUAACAAAUUUACCGCCUUAUGGAGGAUCUUGUGGUAUUAAUCCGACCUCUGGAUAUGCUUUGGAAACGGAAUUUAUUAUAAGCUGUAAUGACUGGGUCAACCCUGGCGAAGAAGACAGCAAAGGAGCAGGUCUGCUUUAUCGAUUCUGGUCGAAGCUUCGUGGUCGUCUGGACACACAGCUUCUGUACUACGGCACAGAUCCCUACACUCCUGACACUACAUUCCCUCUUGGUCCAGAGGAAAGCGACUUCUUACAUGAUGUAGUUGUGCGAAUAGCAAAUCCAAUCGGAGAAUACGUUGAAACUUGGCUUAGUGUGAAAGUAUCAAAACCAAUCAUCAAAAACGAAGUAAGUGAGCUGAUUUCACUCACGUCAGGACAGGAUAGUACGCUAGAGAAUCUUCUGUCUUCUGGGAAAACACAAGAGGCCAAACAAGUCAUUGUUGCAGUAGCAUCGCUGAUUAAUACUUCCCCUACAGAGAUUGGAAUAUCGAGAGCGUCGGUCAUAAAAUCUAACGACAAAGUUAUUUCAACAACUACCACAAGUAUCAUGACAGAAUCAACAACAUCCAUUCCGGGCACUACAGAGGUUUCGUCAGAUUUUCCAAUUACUGCAGAAUAUGAUAAUAUUACCACAGUUAUGCCAACAGUUUCAAGCACAACUCCAAAAGCUACGACAUUGAAAAUAACAUCGACAAUUACAACUUCAACAAUAUCAACAACAUCAACUGAACACCUAACCACAUAUAUUGUUGGAACAACUCUAGAUCCGGCAGAAGUUGAAGCUGAAAAACAGAGAAAAGAGGCAGAAGAAAAGAAGAAAAGGAUACAGCUUAGAGAGUCACUCUUAACAACACUGUCUGCUGAGACGACGUCCUUGACCAUGGAUUCUUUACAGCAAACGGCUCUUUGCUUUAGAGUUGUCACUCACGAAUCAUCUGAGUUGUCUGAAACAUCUCAAGAUUUAGCAGUUAAGGCGAUGAAAGAUGUUGCUAAUUCGUUCCAGAAAAUUGUUAGUCAAUCGCAAACAGAUUCUACAAUUCAGAAAUACAGUGCUGCAGAAGAUAUUCUGGCUUGCCUGAGCUCCGUUAUCAUUGCUGCCACUGGAGAAGAAUUAUCAGAGAUUCAGAAGAUAAAUGAAAAAGAAGGGCUCCUGGAAGAGGAGCAAAGUGACUCCACAGACAAACAAACCACCACCACCACAACCACCACACCAGCCUCAAACAUCGGAACCACGGAGGCACCCGGGACAACAAAAUCUCCAGAGCAAAUCAAACUGGAAUCAAAACAAAAAGUUCGAACAUUGGCAACUAAGGUGUUUGAUGUCGCGGAGGUAGUUUACAAAACCGUCAUUCAGGACCGUGUCCCAGGGGAGCCACCUGUUGUUCUAGAGUCUCAGCUGUUCACAAUAGUAGCUGAAAGACUGGCCGUCAAUGCUGUAAACAACACUCAACUAGAUACAUCCACUGGAUCAUUCCAGAUGCCCGAAAUGGACACGAUUUUAUCGCAGAACACCUCAUACGUAGAUUCAAAGGUUCUGAGUUCCAAAACAAAUCCAUAUGUCUGGGACAGUUCAGCGAAAUUCAUCAACACACCGGUCCUGACUCUGAACUUGUAUGACAGUGAUGGACAAGAAAUAGCUGUGAAAAAUCUUAAUGACAACAUAACGAUUGAUAUCAGUGUUGAUUCCUCAAAACUGAAAAUAUCAGAAAUAAACUUUCCACUCACUUCAAGGGAGAAAUUGUCUUACCAUUUCUUCACGGUUAGGUCCAAUAUGUCCUCUGUUCACAUUAUCGUAAAACCAGAAGAUCCUGAAACGAAGUUAGAAUGUUAUGUAGGUAUAGGUAGACAGCCGACGAUAGACGAUUACGAUUCUAACUUCACUAUUCCGAGAGAGUUGGCCUACAGUGUUGAGGAUGCUAGUUUGAGAGAUGAACUAGAACACACAAUAUUUCUCUCUCCUGAGUAUGUCCAAGAACGAGGCAUUGGUAACUACUAUCUUGGAGUGCGACCUGUUUACAAUGAGACAGAGGAGGAGGAAUACCCUAAUUAUGACGACUAUUACUCAGACUAUGGGAUAACAACACCAUGGGAUCUUCUGAACUAUACCAUCAGUUUUGUCACUUCGGGAUGUUUCUAUUGGGAUGUUUAUUUUGAUAAAUGGGUUUCAGAUGGAUGUCAGGUCAGUUACCUGUCAAAUUCUAACUACACACGAUGCUUAUGCAACCAUCUGACGUCCUUCGGUUCUGAUUUCUUCGUUCCCCCAAACACAAUAAACUUCAUGACAGUUUUUAACGACUUUGAAUCGAAACUGAGGGACAACUGGGCAGUCCUGGCUGUCCUUUGCUUGAUGUAUUUCCUUUACACGGUUGGAUUAUUCUGGGCUCGAUAUAAAGAUAAAAGAGAUGUCAUAAAGUGGGGUAUAGCACCGCUGGCUGAUAACGUAGUAUGUGACAAAUUCUUCUAUCAGCUAACUGUUUGUACAGGAAUGCGACGAGGAGCUGGAACCAAAUCUAAAAUCAGUUUUGUUUUAGCUGGGGAAACCCAAGACACCGGAGUCAGGGAACUUAUAGAUGAAAAGGGGAUAAAGACAUGCGGUCGCGGAAGUAUAAACAACUUCGUUCUGUCAACAUCUGAGUGGCUUGGUCCUCUAACCUUUAUAAGGAUCUGGCAUGACAAUACCGGGGAAGGAAAAUAUCAGGGAUGGUACCUCAGCAAAAUUAUUGUCACUGAUCUUCAAACAUCGGAAACGUACUGCUUUUUAUGUAAUCGUUGGUUGGCGGUAGAGGAAGACGACGGCAUGAUUGACAGACUCCUUCCGGUUGCAAGUAAAGAGGAUAUGACCAACUUUCAAAACCUAUUCAUGACAAAAACCAAAAAGAGCUUCACCGAUUCUCAUCUUUGGAUCUCCGUAUUUAGUCGACCUCAUCGAAGCACGUUCACGCGCGUGCAGAGAUUGUCUUGCAUUCUAUCACUUGUCAUGACUACUCUGAUGGUGAAUGCCAUGUUUUACCAAGCGGAAGAUAAAGUGAAGAAUAAAGAAUACUUAUCGUUUGGACCUUUUGAAUUUUCUUUGAGUGGAAUAUACAUAAGCUUUGUUAGCAGUAUGAUCGUUUUGCCAGUGAAUAUUAUUAUUGAUCAGUUGUUCCGGAAAUCGAAACCGAAGCGGAACAGGAUUACCAAUGCGUUCAUGGGCAAGAACGUUCAGCCUCUGGCAGCUCUGUCACAAAUUAAAUUGCGACCAUGGUCUCCUCCAGAUGAAACGAAAUUAGAAGACUACAUUGAGAAACCAUACUUGCGACCAGACAGUGCAAACAGUACUUAUUCAAUGCAUUCCGAUUCUGCUCUGAUAGAAAAAAGAAAGAAAAACAGUGAAAUUGCUGUAAUUAGCAACCCACAUAUAAAACCUUCCAAGAAAAAAUCCAAGAAAUUCAUGCUUCCACAUUCGUGUGUUUAUGUGGCUUACACACUUGUUUAUAUCUCGGCUUUACUGUCCUCAUUUAUAACAUUCUUAUACAGCAUUGAGUGGGGGAAAGAGAAAUCCUUAAGCUGGUUGUCCUCAAUUCUCUUGUCCAUUUGCGAAUCUGUGAUAGUGAUCCAGCCAUUUAAGAUCAUUCUUGUUGCAAUGUUAUUAUCAAUCAUACUCAAGAAACCAGACAUUGAAGAGGAAACAGAAACAAGCGAAGAAUCUCAGAUGAACAACCAGUUACUUUCUGAUGAAGAACUCCUCUAUAAGAACCCUGUCAAAUCUGAAAGACCAGCAUUGAAAAUUGAGCCACCUGAUAAAGAAAAACUGGCCGAAGCCAGAGAGAAAAGAAUGAAGGAGAUUGCUAUGUUCGAGAUUGUGCGAGAGAUCGCCUUCUAUUUUGUGUUUGUGGCACUUAUUGUACUGGUGGCUAGUCAUAACAGAGACAAGAAGGCCUACCAAGUUAAAGAGGCGCUGGACAAUAUCAUUUCUAUCAACAAAGUUAACCAACGAAGCCAUGUGCCAGACUUCUGGAAUUGGUUACUUGAAAUUCUGCUACCCAGACUGUACAUUUCAAAACAAUGGAACAACAUGCCAGUUGAUGAUAACGAAAAACGCAUGAUAGCAACAAGGGUGGCAUACAGGGUUGGUCCAGUGCGAAUUCGCCAACAGCGCGUGAAACAAGAGGAAUGCAAUGCUGUUCCAAUGAUGUAUAAAUUUAUCGAAACAUGCAGUCAGGAAUGGUCAGUGACGAUGGAAGACGAUGCAACAUACACGGAGGGCUGGAAGGGUUCAAAGGUCAAUCAGUCCACUAUGCUAAUGAACUACCCCUGGAAGCAUCGUUCCCUGUUUGAUGACGCUGGACUCCCAUUUUCUGGAGAAUUCGGUAUAUACACUGGAGGAGGGUAUAUCGCUGAUUUGAUUGGAGAUCGAGAAAGAGCCAUGAAGAUUGCCAAAGGAUUAAUGUUGAAUAACUGGAUCAAUCAAUACACCCGAGCAAUUUUUAUAGAAUUUACCGUUUAUAAUCCUUAUGUUAAUAUGUUUUCCAACGUAUUCAUCGCAUUCGAGAUGCCGACGAUGGGAAAGAUGAUGAUAAAGGAAUCUGUGAAGACAUUUCGUUUGUUUUCUUAUCUCGGAGGAUACGGGGUAUUUGUUGUGCUUUGUGAGCUUUCCACACUGGCUAUUGUUAUCUACUUCAUUGUUAGAGAAGUCAAAGUUAUCAAACAGCAAAGAAAAAAGUACUUUAGGAGUUUCUGGAAUUGUCUCGAGAUCUUUAACAUGAUUUGUGCCGUGGUAGCUGUAUCGAUGUACAUUGUCCGGCACAUGAUAACACAACUCGCAAUGCAUUCAGUGAAGAAACUAAGAGACAAGUUUUACAACUUUCAAAAAGUUGCUAUGUGGGACGAGGUCUUCGGAUAUUUCAUGGCUUUUACGAUUUUCGUUUCCAUCAUUAAACUUCUUCACUUAUUUCGCUUUAACAAAAGAAUGUCCAUGAUUGCAGGAACAUUGAAGUACUCAACAAAAGAACUUUCAGCUUUCUCUGUUGUCAUUAUUAUUGUGGUCAUUGCGUUCGCAUCGUGGGGAUAUAUCAUGUUCGGUCCAAAGAUGUUCCAGUAUAGGAAUAUGUUCCAAUCAAUUGAAACAAUGUUGGCUUUUGCCCUUGGAGACUUUGAUUACCUAGCCUUGGAGAGAGUCAACCGUGUGUUUGGACCUAUAUACUUUUUUACAUUUAUUCUAUGCAUCAUGAUUGUUUUGUUAAAUGUUUUUGUUACAAUUCUCAACGAAUCUAUUUCGGCUGUAAAAUCUGACGUUUCCAAACAAUCCAAUGAGCAUGAAAUUGUUGCAUUCAUUUGGGGCCGUUUCAAAGAUUGGGUUGGCGUCGACUUUGAUAAAUUCUUUGCUGAAGUCAGAAGAAAAUAUAUGCUUGGUUCAGGAAAAGCAAAGACAAAAGAAAAGGCGGAGGACAUUGAAGCAAAACUAAGAGAUAUUUCCAAACGGCUGGAACAGCUGGGUAAAUAUGACACAUCAAAAAUGGACCAUCCGCCCCCGGAUAUGAACUCGAGACAAAUUGAUGACGUCACGAAAGAACUCCUCUUCACGCGACUAUUUCCAACCAUGAAACACCAGACGAUCAGUCUUCAUUAAUCGAAGUCUGGUUCCAUGAUCUUAUUUUGGGAUUAAUUUCAUCAAAUUCAAUCUGUAUUAAUUAUAUUGGAAACAAAUGUAAUGUAAUGUGUUGUUUGUCUUUAUGAUAUACGUGUGUUUUACAUCAUCUAGUCCUCAAGAUAUGAAAAAAAUGUCUGUGAUUAUAAUUUUUAGACAAAGAGGACUGUUUCAUCUGAAUAUUAUUAAGAUGUUGACGCCAGAAAAUGAUUUAAAAUUAAAAAUCUUAGCGUUUGUCAUUUAAGCAACAUUCUACUUUAUUUAUACCGAUGCCUCUGUAUGCCUAAAUCUCGAUAUUAAGUGAGUUCAGUUUUGAAGAUUUUUUUUAAAUAGCUACAAUCUUAUUUUUAUCAAUAUGUAUCCAUUUACAGUCUUAACAAUUUCACUCCACAUACCUUCCGAUGUUCUAUAUCGUGUUAAAAUUUCAAAAUUAGUCAAAUGUACAUUUGUUUUAAGAUGAAUAUAAUGACUAUCACUAGCCGUUCUGAAUAUGCUUUCUUUCAUGAAUUUGUUACAUAAGCUGACAGAUUUUUGUAUUUAAAAUGAAACGAUUUUCUUGAAAUUACUCUGUAUAGUUCAUUUAAUUAUUUCAUUACAUGUGUUAGUGUUAUAACAUUUAAAGAUGUGUUGUUGAUUCUUGAAGUUUAAUUGUGUUAGAGUAAUCAAGAACUUGU
Saccostrea cuccullata (small rock oyster) is the source of this 10146-nucleotide messenger RNA. Its product is annotated as polycystin-1-related protein-like. Gene Ontology annotation, molecular function: calcium channel activity; protein binding; calcium ion binding. Gene Ontology annotation, cellular component: membrane. The record is from RefSeq and is a predicted model, not a curated record. Bases 98 to 9454 code for a protein of 3118 amino acids. Lineage: Eukaryota; Metazoa; Mollusca; Bivalvia; Ostreida; Ostreidae. Gene Ontology annotation, biological process: detection of mechanical stimulus. The transcript has 28 exons.